GGUGGGAGCCAGGGAAGCCCAAAAUCCGACCCUCAACAAGUCUAGGAAUCUCAGAAGACCCCGCUUGUUAUCUUCUGGGCCGCGGUAGAGAAUCCACUAUUUUGUCGUCUUCUGUGUGGCGGGGAAGGGGAGGAGGCGACCAGUGUGACGUGGGCGGCCCGAUGCAGAGAGGCCCAGACUCUCCUGCCGCCAUCGCUCGCUCGCGUAGCUUUGCACUCCGCUGCACUCCCGCCCCUCUCUCGCUGUUGUUGCAUUCCCGCCGAGGUAGCAAGAGGUAACGGUGGGCAUACGGCGGGCUGCUGUGAGCGACCGCGGGCAGCGCGCCACGGCAGACAUUCCCCCGCUCCGCUCCGGGUUGCGGGCAGGGAAAUCGAGUUCGGUGCGCGGUGGAGCGAGUCCCAAAGCGCCGACUCCUCCUCUCAAGGGGACACUUGAAAGUUCAAAGCGGCGGGCGGGGCGACAAGAAACCACCUGGCUGACUCGGCGAAGGAAAAGAAAGGCAGCGGGAAAGGAAGGCAGGGCGGGAGGGCGGGAGGGAGGGAGGGAGGGAGGGAGUAGCUAUGGCGGCGGCGGCCACGUCAGCCUCGUCCUCUUCUCUCGCGGCGACUCACGCCGCCUUAGCUGGCGGAGUCCGUGGACUGUCGACUACGAGUGCCAAAUCCGGAACGGCCAGGAAGAGCCCCCAUAGCCAGGAUCAUGCGCUUUACGCAUCGGCGUUUUUCGGCGACAGCGGGAAGAAGCUAUCCCUCCUCCAUGCUCGAUAUCGUCUUCAAGAAGGAUUAGUUGAGGUAGCUCGACGAGGGGGCCGUUGUGUCUGUGGCAAUAGCAAUAGCAGUAGCACUAGCAGUAGUGGGCGCACUGUGGCGGCGCGCGCAGAGGAGGGGGAAGAUGGGGAUAGCGGCGCGGCAGCGAACAACAACCGCCGGGCCUUUCUUCGGCGCGCUGUGAAGGCGGCGGGAAUGGUGGGACUUCCCGCCCUUUUGUCGCGAUCCUCGCCCGCUCUCGCCGCGGAGGAGCAGCCGGCCGUCGCUUCCUCCCGCAUGUCCUACUCCCGCUUCUUGGAGUACUUAGACAUGGACCGCGUGAAGAAGGUGGACCUCUACGAGAACGGCUCCAUCGCUAUCGUCGAAGCAGUGAGCCCUGAGCUAGGCAACAGAGUGCAGAGAGUGAGGGUUCAGCUCCCAGGACUCAGUCAGGAACUGCUGCAGAAGUUCCGCGAGAAAAACGUCGACUUUGCCGCGCACAACCCCCAGGAAGACAGCGGCGCUGUCUUCCUUAACCUCAUUGGCAACCUCGCGUUCCCGCUCUUGCUCGUUGGCGGGUUAUUCAUCCUCUCCCGCCGCUCGGGGGGUGGGCUCGGCGGUCCCGGCGGACCCGGCAAUCCGCUGAACUUCGGUAAAUCCAAGGCUAAGUUCCAGAUGGAGCCGAACACUGGCGUCACUUUCGAUGACGUGGCAGGCGUAGACGAAGCCAAGCAAGAUUUCAUGGAGGUGGUGGAGUUCUUGAAGAGACCGGAGAAGUUCACUGCCGUCGGCGCGCGAAUCCCCAAGGGUGUGCUCCUUGUUGGCCCGCCGGGAACCGGAAAGACGCUGCUGGCCAAAGCCAUAGCCGGCGAGGCGGGAGUGCCCUUCUUCUCCAUCUCUGGCUCGGAGUUUGUGGAGAUGUUCGUGGGAGUGGGUGCUUCGCGCGUCAGAGAUCUGUUCAAGAAAGCCAAAGAGAAUGCUCCCUGUAUUGUCUUCGUUGAUGAGAUUGAUGCCGUCGGAAGACAGCGCGGAACUGGAAUUGGCGGGGGGAACGAUGAGAGAGAGCAGACUCUUAAUCAGUUGCUGACGGAAAUGGACGGCUUUGAGGGGAACACCGGGAUCAUAGUGAUCGCGGCGACCAACAGAGCGGAUAUCUUGGAUGCCGCACUUCUUCGACCGGGGCGAUUCGAUCGACAAGUGACCGUUGAUGUUCCUGACAUCAAGGGACGGACGGACAUCUUGAAGGUGCACGCAUCCAACAAGAGAUUGGGGGCGGAUGUCAACCUGGACACGAUUGCCGCGCGAACGCCGGGAUUCAGCGGCGCUGACCUGGCAAAUCUGCUGAACGAGGCGGCGAUUUUGGCGGGAAGGAGGGGGAAGACCAGCAUCAGCCUGCAGGAAAUCGACGACUCGGUCGAUAGAAUUGUGGCGGGAAUGGAGGGCACCAGAAUGACGGAUGGCAAAAGCAAGAGCCUCGUCGCCUACCACGAAGUAGGUCACGCCAUCUGCGGGGAAAAGAGAUUGUGUUUUCUGGAGCUCAAUGGCGAAGCCACAAACAAACUGAAGUGAUGACCAGGCUGGAUAGUGCAGCACAACUAGCAGGGCACUGAAGCAGGGGCACAGUUGUUGCCCUUGCGGAACUAUCGCCUUCACCAUGGCGAUGAGUUUGCCGACAAAAUGUGGGAUGUGUGUGAUACAUGUUGUCCCACUGUCUUUUCAAUGGGGUCUUGAAAGCUGCGCCACAGGACCAAUCUCUUGUAGACCUCCUUCUCUCUCUCAAGCUCUCUCUCUCUCUCUCUCUCUCUCUCUCUCUCUCUCUCUCUCUCUUGCGAAGACCACUUUCUCUCUCUCUCUCUCUUUCUCUUGCGAAGACCACUCUCUCUCUCUCUCUCUCUCUCUCUCUCUCUCUCUCUCUCUCUCUCUCUCUCUCUCUCUCUCUUGGGCAGACCACGGUGCGUUGGUGUUCUGCGAUGCAAUGUGGGCAUUGUGUACGAUAUGUUUGCAAAAAAAAUCAGAUAAGAAUUUAUGCGCCAGUUUCAGUUGAUCAAUAGUGCCGCAGGAAGAUGACAAUUUCACUUGUCAAGUUGUCAGUAGUUUUUUUUACCAGACUUCAAGACACAGACCUUAAAAGUUCCUCCUUGGCAGCCUGGGCAGUGGUUGGAGGAUGUGAGGGAAAGUCUGGUGAGUUGGUAGCGUGUGAGUUUCCUCUUUGUAUUUAUUAUUACGUCAGAGUACAUUUUGUAAUUAUUUUUUCAUUACUGCAAGCGACUUCCUGAUUUUUAGUGUUGCGUUCUUUCCUUGCAAUUUUGCUCUCCUCAUCUUUUCCCCUUUUUUGAAGUUUUUUCCUUUUUUUUUUUUUUUUCCUUUUGUUCUUUUUGGUAAAGCAAUCACUAUUCUCCUUGUAGU
Messenger RNA from Chara braunii, 3149 nucleotides. The record is from the annotation of a GenBank genome assembly. Lineage: Eukaryota; Viridiplantae; Streptophyta; Charophyceae; Charales; Characeae.